Molecule: messenger RNA, 2062 nt
Organism: Branchiostoma belcheri (Belcher's lancelet)
Lineage: Eukaryota; Metazoa; Chordata; Leptocardii; Amphioxiformes; Branchiostomatidae
Product: integrator complex subunit 9-like
Exons: 11
Coding region: 65-2056 (663 amino acids)
Biological process (GO): snRNA processing
Cellular component (GO): integrator complex
Source: RefSeq, a predicted model, not a curated record
GUCAAAAGAGUGCAAGUGAGAAGAGCAGGCUUUCACGUGUUUUGUACGAAAUCAGUAGUCAAAGAUGAAGCUGUACUGCCUGUCCAGCCACCCCAACCUGCCCUGUCUGGUCCUCAAGUUCAAGUCUGUGACGGUCAUGCUGGACUGCAGCCUUGACCUUGGCACGACCUUCAGGUUCCUGCCCCUCCCCCUCGUGCACAGCUCAAGACUCGCCAAACUCCCCUCCUGGGUGCCUAAAGACGUUGCCGUUGACGACCAAGAAACGCUCAAGGCAUUGAGGAAGGAGCUUAAGGAGUGUGCAGGGCGAGUGUUUGUGGACAGCCCACCUGAAGUGGGGAUACCAGAAGACGGGUUGUUAGACUUGUCCACCGUGGAUGUCAUCCUGGUGUCCAGUUUCCAGUGCAUCCUGGCUCUACCCUACAUCACUGAGUACACCGGAUUCAACGGAAUGAUCUACGCGACGGAGCCGACCGCCCAGAUGGGCCGGCAGCUGAUGGAGGAGCUGGUCCAGCACACGGAGCGGGUUCCCAAGACGCGAGCAGCCUGCAAGUGGAAGGAGCCGGGCGUCUUUAAGACUCUCCCAGCACAGCUGAGAGAUGGGCUGGACCCGGCUGCGCUCAGGCUGUGCUACGGGCUACAUGACAUCAACUCUGCACUGUCUAAGGUGCAGCUUGUUGGAUAUGCUCAGAAGUUGGAUGUGUUUGGAGCUCUACAGAUCAUGCCCCUGAGUUCUGGGUACUGUGUUGGCAGCUGUAACUGGCUCAUCCAGUCUCACUACGAGAAGAUCUCCUACGUCUCCAGCUCCUCGGUACUCACAACACACCCACAGCCCAUGGACCAGGCGCCACUACAAAACACAGAUGUCCUCAUCCUAGCCGGUCUCACCCAGUCCCCAACAGCCAACCCCGACAGCAUGUUAUCCGAGUUCUGUAGCCACCUCGCCGUGACGGUGAAAAACGGGGGGAACGUACUGGUCCCGUGUUACCCGUCCGGCGUGGUGUACGAUCUGUUCGAGUGUUUGGCCGUGUUUCUGGACAGUUCGGGGCUGAUGCAGCUUCCCGUGUAUUUCGUCUCGCCGAUGGCGGACAGCUCGCUGGCUUACUCCAACAUCUUUGCAGAGUGGCUGUGCCAGAGCAAGCAGAGUAAGGUGUACCUCCCAGAGGCUCCCUUUGUCCACGAGGAACUUAAGACCAUCAGUCGUCUUAAGGUGUUCCCCGGCAUCCACGGAGACUUCAGCAGCGAGUUCAAGACGCCUUGUGUCGUGUUCGCCGGACAUCCGACACUACGAUUCGGCGACGCCGUCCACUUCAUGGAGAUGUGGGGUCAGUCCAAGGCGAACACCGUUAUCUUUGUGGAGCCUGAUGUCCCGUACUUAGAGGCACUUGCUCCUUACCAACCGCUGGCCAUGAAGGCAGUACACUGCCCCAUCGACACACGGCUCAGCUUCCAGCAGGCAAACAAGAUCAUCACGGAUCUGAAGCCGCUUCACGUGGUCCUGCCAGAGGCGUACAUCACGCCGCCGCCAUCUUUACCACAGCGGACGGAUCUCGUGCUCGAGGCGGAUCCACCGCCAACGACGUUUCAGCGCGGCGAAGUCUUGUCGCUGCCCAUCAGGAGGAUGUACGAGAAAAUCGAAAUCACGCCAGAGCUCGCCUCAAGCCUGGUUCCGUCAGAGAUACGACAAGGUGUAGCGGUAGCGUCUGUGACAGGAGUCCUGGAAGCGAAGGAUAACAACUACAUCCUGCAGUCUGUACCGAAGCAGCCGACUGCCGGGCCGGGACAGAAACGCAAGAGGGACGACAACGCAGACUUCACUCCGCCUAAACCUCAUGUCUGGGGGGCUGUGCAGGUGGAACAGUUUGUCCAGGACCUAGAGAAGAAUGGAGUGACAGAUGUGAAAGUUGAGGACACACCGUCAGGACACAUCAUACACCUACAGUCUGAGGACACCCUCAUUCAGAUAGAGGACGGAUCCACUCAUAUCUUCUGUGAAGGCAACGAAGACCUCAGGAUCAAGCUUAGGAACAUCCUUCUGAAAUGUCUGUCCAAGUUCUGAGUCUUU